Molecule: messenger RNA, 1653 nt
Organism: Wyeomyia smithii (pitcher-plant mosquito)
Lineage: Eukaryota; Metazoa; Arthropoda; Insecta; Diptera; Culicidae
Product: leucine-rich repeats and immunoglobulin-like domains protein 1
Exons: 2
Coding region: 48-1622 (524 amino acids)
Molecular function (GO): protein binding
Source: RefSeq, a predicted model, not a curated record
GAUCAGAUUGCCAUCCACAACGCUCGAGUUAACAAGUGCGCUAAACCAUGAAUGGGUUAAUAUUGCUACUGCUUCUUGUGGCUUUAGCCACCCCCGGUGAAAGCUCAACAUACACCUGCGAUUCGAGAAACCCGUGCAUCCUCAAGGACGUAAUCCUAGAGUCGGAAAGUGACAUCGAUUCGGCAGUGUUUCCAAACAUCAAAGAUCCACUAAUCAUCACGUCCGGAAAUAUCCCAAACUUUUCUCGAAAGUUAGCAGAAAAGUUGAUCACCAUAACCGAUUUAACGGUGAACGGUUUACAGUGUGAGACCUUUUUCAUCCGACCGGAAAUGAUCCACGUUGAGGCAAACAAUAACCGCAUUCAUAAAAUCCUGGUGGAUAGUGACGAAAAGCAGACUUACAAAUUGAUGUCGCUCAACCUGACCAGCAACAAGCUGACCGAUGUGUCGGUGUUGCAACGAUUCACGCAACUGAGAGUGCUGAACAUUAACGUUAACAGUCUCGAUCGUCUAUCGAUGAACACGUUCUCCGGGAUGAAAGAACUGCGCCACCUUUCGUUGGCCAACAAUCAACUGGAGACCAUUGAAACAGACGAAACUUUCCAACUACUGAAACUGCGUUAUCUUUCACUGGCGGGAAAUAAAAUAUCAGAGCUGAAUAUAGAAAAGUGGGAGCUGCCCUCCCUGGAAGAUCUUGAUCUGAGCAGGAAUAACUUAUAUGUGAUGAGUGGAGGUUUGAAUCAGUUUGGAAAUUUGAAGAAGGUCAAAUUGUCGAGAAACUGGUGGAAGUGUGAACUUCUGUCAGAUAUAAUCCAUGCAACAAAAGCACAAUUAGAUUCGGAUCCAUCAGACCGAUGUAGUAAAGAGAACAUGCCCAGUAAACAAGGCAUUUGCUGUCAUCAUGACGCCACCAACUAUUUGAGUGCAUCCGAUGAUCUAGGUCUGUUCAGCGAUAAGUGGAAAGAACUUCGAGAGCUGCAACAGACGGUUCAUCUCUUGAAUGAUGCAUUUACUAAAAAUAACGAACAAAUCGCUAACGAAAAAGCCUCCAAAACCGCUAGUAUCGAGGAGCGUUUAGGUGUGAUCGAAAAAGAGCAGAAAAAGCUGUCCGAAAGACUUGAAGAAAAAGAUUCGCGAGUAGCCAUAGAUGAAACUGCCGAACUGAGGGAUGUGGCUGCAGACCAUAAACAUUCGAUCACAACACUGGAAGAAAAACAAUCGCAGCUGAGCUCCGAUUUGGAAACUUUGGUCGAACGUUUAAACAAAAUAUAUGAGAGGAUAGACCGAAACUCGGCGAAUAUGGAAAGUGUUACGGGAAAAAUCGCCGCACUGGAAAAAGCGGAGCUUGAGCGAUCAACUCCUUCGGAGCCCCCAGCAAGCAGCUUGUCAAAGCUGGAAAAAUCGAUUCAACAGUUGGAGAGUCAACAGCUGAAAUACCAUCUGUCCAGUAUUGAUCUAAAGAGACAAAUCGACGAGGAACGGAAACGCAACAAUGAAUUUCAAACACAUUUGAAUAGCCUGAAAAAGGAGAAUGAGAUACUUCGGAAUGAAGUUUUGAUAGCUCGUGAUAACAUUCGAAUUGCAUUCAAGAUUUUAGAUGAAAUUUCUCUCAUUGAGGAAUGAAACAUCAAUUAAAAUUACUAAUUGAAACAAA